Molecule: messenger RNA, 1350 nt
Organism: Lodderomyces parapsilosis
Lineage: Eukaryota; Fungi; Ascomycota; Pichiomycetes; Serinales; Debaryomycetaceae
Gene: NCS2
Product: Ncs2p
Exons: 1
Coding region: 1-1350 (449 amino acids)
Biological process (GO): tRNA wobble position uridine thiolation
Cellular component (GO): cytosol
Molecular function (GO): tRNA binding; sulfurtransferase activity
Source: RefSeq, a predicted model, not a curated record
AUGAGUGCUAUCGAACGCGUGUCUCGGACAGAUAUAACUUGCCAGAGAUGUAAACAAAAUACGGCCAUUUUGAAAGCUAGAAGUGAAUUUCAUUGUAAAGAAUGCUACUUGCGACUUGUACGUGGGAAACAAAGAAAGCAGAUGUCUACCGAAAAGUAUAAAAUCAACUACAAAAAAUCAAAGCUUGGUACACUAGAAAAGGUAUUGGUGGCCUUUUCUGGAGAUGUGUCGUCACUUGUUUUACUUGACGUUUUGGGAAACUUGCUACAGGAGCAAAACCAGACCCAUAGAGGAUUACAAGGAUUUGAAAUUGUAGUGGUAAACUUGGAUGAGAAGGAGUUGAAGGAGUUGAAUAUAGAGGUAGAAGGGAUACUACCGGAGCUUUUGUCACGUUAUGAACCAGUCGAGAUCAUAUUCAAAACGAUAUCUUUGAACUCUUUUGUUGAUUUCAAGAGCUUAAAUCAAAUCUACAUAGAGAAUGAUUUUAGCUCAACGGCAAAUCCCGUGGAUAUAAAUGAUUGCUCGUUUCUUGAUUUAUUGAAAAGGUGCCCGAACAAGUCAUCUGCAGAGGACUUGUUAACAAUUGUGUUUGAAAAGCUACUUUUGCAAGCUGCAUACGAGGAGGGAUGUGGAACCAUAGUCUUUGGCCACUCGAUGACUAGGAUUGCUAAUGAGAUAAUAGCUCUUACUGUUAAAGGAAGGGGCUCUUCCAUACACAGAUUAAUAUCUAACAGAACUGAAACGUACAAUGGCAAGGAGAUUGACAUUAUCUUCCCGUUGCGAGACCUUCUAUUUGCGGAGAUUGAUGAAUAUGCAACUCUUUCAGAUUUGAAGAAAUAUGCAGUUCACUCUGCAGUGGUGAAGUCGAGAGUAUCAAAGAACUUGACCAUUCGAGAUUUGGUCAGCAAUUAUUUCAGCAACUUGGACACCACAGGUUACUCAUCAACGACAUCGACAGUGAUGAAGAUAGGUCAGAAACUAGGAUCGUCCGAAUCCAAGGUACAGAACACUUGCAAAGUAUGUGGCGUGAAUAUAUAUCAGGAUCCCAAGAACUGGUUAAAGACAAUUACAGUAAAUGAUCCAGCUCCUAUUCAAACUGAUGAAGAAAAGGAGUAUUUGGAGUUGUACUUAUCAAGUCUACAACAUAGCUCAAGUGGGAAAAUAGCCGGUGAAAACAUUGUUCUUUGUUAUGGGUGUAUCACCACUUUAAAUGGAGUAACGGAUGACGAAUUUAUUUGGCCAAUAGAGCCACUUAUAAAUUUAGAGUAUAAAGAUGUGAUGAAAGGAGCCAACAAGCAGCAAGUGCUAAAUGAGUUUAUUUUGACAGAUACUGAAGAUGAUGAAUUAUGA